Nezara viridula (southern green stink bug) is the source of this 1586-nucleotide messenger RNA. Lineage: Eukaryota; Metazoa; Arthropoda; Insecta; Hemiptera; Pentatomidae. The record is from the annotation of a GenBank genome assembly.
CCGCAGGCCGGACUACGGAGGAGAGGGGAGGGAGUCGGUCUAAAAGUGAAGGGGGGGAGCCUUCGGGCGGCAGACCGUCGGCAAAGUCCCGCGGCAGUUGUUACAGUCGUUACCAAGGAGACCAAAACCGCUGCUGUCUGUUGCAGGAAUAUGAAGCUGGUCCUACUCCUCCACUUCCUAGCAGUAGCAGUCUUCCUUCCUCAGUCCCACGCCAGGUCGGUCGCCGUAGGAGAUGUUCUUCACAAAUUUAGGACUCACAAACCGAUUUCCUUCACGAAUUACAACACUGAAAAACAGAUCGGAGAAUACGUUGAUUACUUGGGGAGAACCUACCCUGAUCGAGUUAAGGUGACAACCAUCGGCCAUAGCGUGGAAGGUCGGCCCAUCAGGGCAGUCAAUAUCAACAAGAACUUCACAGCCAAACCUGGCAUCAUAAUUGACGCAGGCAUACACGCACGAGAAUGGAUCGCUCCUGCGGUAGCUUUGCACAUACUCCGGGAACUAGUGGAGAAUUAUGACGAAAACAAAGUGCUAGCUGACUCCAUUGACUGGACCAUCAUACCCCUCCUUAACCCUGAUGGAUACGUCUAUUCUAUGAAUGUGGACAGAAUGUGGAGAAAAAAUCGAGCCAAUACUACCGACCCUUUGUGUCCCGGCGUUGAUCUUAAUAGGAACUUUGAUCUCUUCUUUGGCGGAGCAGGGACCAGCUUGGAUCCUUGUGAUGAGACCUUUACCGGCUCUGGGCCAUUCUCAGAGCCUGAAACCCGAGCCCUCAGGGACUAUGCUUUGUCCAAGAGCAACACUCAACUCUACCUCACAUUGCACAGCUAUGGGAAGUAUUUCCUGUAUCCCUGGGGGUUUGGAGAUUCUUUACCAAGAGACUGGAAAGAGCUGGACAGGCUUGCGAGAGUUGCAGAAAAAGCUUUGUCGUCUGUUUACGGGACGCACUAUCAAGUUGGAUCAUCAACAAGACUUUUAGGUGCUGCAGCAGGAGGCAGUGAUGACUGGAUGAAAGCACGAGCCGGUGCUAAGUACUCCUAUACUGUUGAGCUGCCAGGUGGUGGAGAAAAGGGUUUUGAUUUGCCCCCAGAAAGUAUCCCGUAUGUCUCAAGAGAACUCUGGGAGGCUGUGAAACUUCUUGGCUUCUUCGUUGCAGAAGAAUGGAGGUGAUUGAAAAAUUGUUCGGUCUUAAAUGGAACCCUAAACAUCACCAAGAAAUGAAAAUGAAUCAGAGGACUCUUUGUGUUCAUAAAUUGUGUUCUCAGUGGCAUUUUGCUCAUAUUACCCAGGAAAAGAAAUGUGAUCCCACCUUAAUUAUCAUUUUGUUUUUCUUUAAUGUUGUAUGUUUGACCAGAAAUCUAUACCUAAGAAAUUUUUGUACUAGGUAAUACAACAGUAAUAGGAGCAACAAAUGUAUUUAUCUACAUUAUAUAAAUAAAAUAUUUUUAUUCACAUCGCUAUCUUGUUAUUAUAUUAUGUUAAUAUAUUAGUAUUAUGUUAAUACACCAAUCAAAUAAUACAGUUUAUGAGGAAUUUUCAACAAAGUUGUUUUACCUUGGUUGGUUACAAAUUAGAAUGGAUGAAAU